GUACUGAAAUCAGCUUGUUCCCGAUACCGUGCCCUUUCUUCAAUAGAAUUCCGUUUUUUAACUGUGUGUAAAGCUGAUUUUACUUGCAUUGAACCACUUUUUACAUAGAUUCUAAGCUGCUGAACAUGAAAACGGAUACCAAACAUAAAUCUGGGAGCAGUUCUGGCUCUUACAAACCCACCCAAAACAAACGCACCACAGCCGCGAAUCGCGAGUCCAGGGGAAAGGGCAUCGAAAAUAAGGAAAGGUGGACGUAUAAGAACAUUUUGAGGCUAAUUGAAAACCUGCACAACUUUCCCAUCUUAUGGGAUCCGAAGCAUCCGGAUUAUAGGGUGAGGAGGAAGCGAGACCAGGCCUGUGUCGAGUUGGCGAACAUCUUCCUGGUUUCCGUUGGAGACAUUAAGAAGAAAAUUGAGAACCUACGAACAGUGUACAACAGAAAUCGCAACGCUAUCCAAUGCAAGAGUGUACUCGGUGAAACCCCAGCCACCAAAUGGUUCGCUUACGAUGCGAUGGACAACCUUCUGGGUUCAACGUACGAGCAAGCUGCUAGUCAAUCCAAAGGACCGGAACCGGAAUGGAUGGAUUGCAAUGCACAAAACGAGUACCUAGAGGAUGAUUCCCAAUCGGCAAUAACAUCUUCCUCACCACCACGGAAGCUCAAACCUAUCGAAGUGGAAGAGGAACGGAUGUCUCCUAUCAACAAUACAGUAAAAAGCUCCAAUGUCGUGAGCCACAAUUACGACACGGAGGAACUCGGAUGUGCCUUUUUGGCUACACUUUUGAGAACCUCCAAACGGUCCGAGCCGGACAAACUCAAAUUUAUGUUUCACAUGCAGAAAUGUUUUUAUGAGUUUGAAAAGGGCAGCUUAAAAAUGGAUUAAUCCCCCAUUCUUAUAGACAUAGCCGUUAGCUAAGAAAGUAAUAUUUUUAAGAUUUGGAGUAAUGCAAUAGAUAAGUUACGCAUUAUUAUUUCAUGUGAAUGGGUGAAUUGGUUGAUUGAUCGCAAUUUAAAGUACAAAAAACAAACUCUCCUUUGAACAUAGACACUCAAGAUCGACUGAUCAGAAAACUGAUCGUGGUGCGCUUUCAACCGAGCUGCUUGAUAAUGACUACCAAAAAAAUGAUUCGUUUUUUUUCGAAAAUUAAUUUGUUUUAAUUAUUAAAAUGUAUUCGUAGCAACUACUUAUAACUACAUAACUUAUAGCUUUCAGCAAAUAAAUACAACAUCAAUUUUACUGUCUA
Molecule: messenger RNA, 1245 nt
Organism: Anopheles aquasalis
Lineage: Eukaryota; Metazoa; Arthropoda; Insecta; Diptera; Culicidae
Source: RefSeq, a predicted model, not a curated record